Messenger RNA from Exophiala mesophila, 591 nucleotides. RefSeq lists its product as uncharacterized. Bases 1 to 426 code for a protein of 141 amino acids. NCBI's taxonomy places the organism in Eukaryota, Fungi, Ascomycota, Eurotiomycetes, Chaetothyriales, Herpotrichiellaceae. The transcript has a single exon. The record is from RefSeq and is a predicted model, not a curated record.
AUGUCAGCUGGGCCAGCGCCACCAAAUCCUGGCACACCACGAAAGGCCCCCGGUGCUUCCAGCGGAGGCGGUCGCUUUGGGCGAAGAUUUGCUUUAGGAGGAAUAGCUGCCGCCAUCGUCUAUGCUAUGUUACCGGCACGUGCACCUCGACCGCCGGGUACUCCAUCGACCACGUUCAAAACACCAGGGGUUGAAAAUGUGGAAAACGCCUAUGCAAAUGGCGGGGCUACAACGACACAUACAAAAGCAUAUGGUGGUAGUAUUCAAGGCCAAAAAGGGGCAGCCGGUCUGCGAGAGAAGAGUGGGACCAACACACCGGCUGGGUUUGCACACGAGGGCAUGGGAGAGGAACAGAGGCCGGUACAGCCGACCAAAGUGGGCGAAGCAUGGAAUGAGUUCAAAUAUGGCAGUGUCAAAGGGAAAUGAAUAGCAGGAUCAGGAGGGUCAAUAAUGUAAUUGUAUUGCGGCAACUCCAACCCUGGUGGCCAGACUCUACAAGGUCUGAUGGAUAAGCAGGGCGAUGACUGCCACACUCAGAGUUUUUCAAUGGCAUAUAUCGAAAAGAUGGGUCUAAUAGAGGGAAAGAGAGGC